UUAGAUAUCAAUAAAAGUUUAUUGCCGUCAGGUAUCAAACAACCCGACAGCGCCCUCGAUCGGGACGGGUAGAGCGGGCAUAGGUGCUGCCCGGCCGCGUCGUCGGCGGGCCGCUCGGGCCGCGCUCCGGGGCCGUCGCCGCCGCUCCCGUCGCCGCCCGCCGCGCGCGACGGAACCGACGAAACCAUGCCGCAGGAGCGCUACCUCUUCCGCGGGUCGCUGCUCAACAAGGCGAACACGGACAAGGACUUCCUCCUGCGCUACGCCGAGGACGAGCUGACGAACGGGUCCAAGGAUGGCGGCGACAAGCUGCCGGAGAUCCGCAAGCGGGCCAAGGAGGCCAAGGAGGCCGAGGAGGAGGACGAGCGCAUGCAGCGCAACUCCGUCAUCGACAUGACCGCGCUCAUGAAGGUCAAGAACGUCUUCAAGAACAAGAUCUGCGGCGACAUCUUCUCGAGCGCGCCCAAGUCCUACGACGGCGUCCUCUACAAGAGCCGCAUCACGACGUCGAAGGAGACGUCCGAGGCCGUGGACACGAUGACCAUGGACAUGGACGACCACGACGACGACUCCGACUCGCUCGAGCGCGGCAGCCACGACUCGCGGCCCAUGAGCCGCGAGGCCGCCGACGAGCUCAUGAAGUUGGGCGCCGAGAGCUCGACGCAGGCCGAGCUCGAGGGCCACGACAUCGAGGCCGUCUCCAGCGACGACGAGUCCGAGCCCGAGGACAUGACGCAGCGGCAGCAGCUCGCGGUGACGCUGCGCAACUACUGCAAGCGCGAGGGCAACGUCGGCUACCUGCUCGAGGAGGGCGCCGUCGUCGCGCUCUGCGGCCUGGCGUCCAUCGACGACGACCGCAUCCGCUGCGCGUGCGCGGUCGCGCUGUCGAACCUCACGCGGCGCCGCGACCACCUCCAGGCGCUGUUGGCGUCGGGCGUCAUGGUCGCGGUGCUCCAGCUCGCGACGUCGCUGCCGUCGGCGACGUCGAAGCGCAACGCGCUCAUCUCGGGCCGCAUGGAGAGCGGGCGGAUCCACCGCAAGGGCUCGCGCGAGGACAAGCGCGAGACGUCCGGGCUCCGCGUCGCGCUGCACUGCGCGCGGACGCUCGCGAACCUGUCGUGCUGCGCCGGCGGCGAGGCGUCGCUCGUGGGCGACGGCAUGGUGCCCGCGUGCCGGCUGACCCUGGCGCACGGCCCGCGGACGGCCGCGCCCUACUGCGUGCAGGCGCUCUACAACCUGACGACGGUCGCGGAGCCCUACGACGGCCUCGACACGGUGAUCAAGGCCGUCUGCGCCAUCCCGCUCACGCCGGCCAUGGACGCGCGCCAGGUCGCCGUGGGCGCGUGCUGCAACGCGUCCGUGUUCUUCAAGCUGCGGAGCCGGCUCCUCGAGGCGGGCGCGCUCCAGACGCUCGCGACGAUCGUCCAGGCCGACGCCGUGAGCGACGCCGUGAGCCGCAAGUUCCCCUUCGACUCGCGGCUGCGCAACUCCGUGUCCGCCUGCCUCCACAACCUGGCGUCCGCGCGCGCGUGCCGGUCGGACAUGGUCGCGCGCGGCGCGGUGCCCGCGCUCGCGCUCCUCGCGAACGACGAGGACCCGGAGCUCCUCAGCGCGAUAUCAGCGACGCUGUCGAAGCUGACGCGGGACGUGUCGAGCCGCCAGCGCCUCGUCAACGACGGCGGCCUCGAGACCGCGCGCGCCGUCGCGCUCCACUGCCGGGGUUUGGCGUCCGCGACGCAGCCGCUCACGGAGGCGCUGCUCAACAUGACGCGGCGGCCGGGGUCCGUCGCCGGCGUCGUCGCGCGGACCUACGACCCCGCGCCCGGCGGCCGGCGGCGCGGGCGGCGCACGGCGCUGGGCAUCGCGGGCCGGUCGCUCACGAAGUACGACCCGGCGUUCGACCCCGGCGCGACGGCGCGCGGCGGGUCCUUCGACGACGGGGACCAGGCGGGCGCCGUCGACGACGGCUCCGUGGACAGCGCGAACCGCAGCAGCGUGGUCAUGAGCGGCAUCGUCGUCGCGGACGUGAUCAUCGCCCUCGCGCGCGUCAACGACGUGAAGACGCGGCGCGGCUGGGCGCGCGCGCUCGCGCAGAUUUUGGACGAGCCCGAGUCGCACGGCCCCAUGCUCACGGGCAAGGCGCUGACGCCCGUCAUCAACCUCAUGCGGUCCCUGGCGUCCGCGGGCGAGGCGUGCCCGGAGGCCGCGUACACGGACCCGGCGGCCAUCGAGGCGCUGGCGCUCGGCCUCUACUACAUGACGCUCGGCGAGCACACGGAGCGCAUCGUCGUGGACGUCGGCGUGGGCAGCGCCAUGGUCGACCUGCCGGAGUGCCUCGAGGUGGCCAUGGCCGUCCACGGGUCCGACGACGUCGCCGCGGGCGACCGGAAGAACGUCAUGCGGGGCCUGCUCGAGGCCGAGGACCCGCUCAAGGAGCGCGUGCUCGGCUGCGUGUCCCACGCGCUCUGCAACCUGACGGUCGCCGUGUCGCCGUCGGCGCUGAAGCGGCUCGUGGACGACGGCGCCCUGAAGGCGCUGACGAAGAUGCUCAAGAGCGGCAUCCUGAGCGUCCAGGCGAGCUGCGCGACGGCGCUCGCGAACAUCGCGUUCUCGCGGUCCGUGCGCGACGCCUUCACGGAGGGCGGCAUGUGGAGCCCCAUCACGGACGUGGCGCGCGUGUUGAUUCGCCACACGCACGAGGACACGGACCUCCACGGCUUCACGGGCGGCUUCGCGGGCGAGUGGGUCGAGGCGUGCAACGGCGCCCUGGUCGGCGGCUGCUGCGCGGCGCUGGCGUCGCUGAGCUUCGAGCCCGAGGCGCGCGCCCAGCUCCAGGAGGCGGGGGCGCUCGGGGCCGUGCUCGAGAUCUGCCUCACGUGCCAGUCGAACCUGACGAGCGUCGUGGAGACGAUCACGACGCGGCGCUGCGCGACGACGCUCUGCAACAUCUCCUCGGACAACAACGAGACGCGGCGCUGCCAGCUCGUCGAGCAGGGCAUCGUCAGCGCGCUCGCGCGGCUCAGCGAGUCCUACUCGGAGGACAUGCAGAACGACAUCGCGCGGUGCCUCUGCAAUCUGGCGUGCGCGGCGGACACGCCGCAGAACGCCGUGCCGACGCGGCGCUGCUGCGCCCAGGCCUUCUGGAACAUCUGCACGCCGCCGACGCUGACGUACCUGCUCGAGGCGGCCAUCGAGGCGCGCGAGCGCGAGGCCCGGCGCGCGUCCGUCGCCGCCGACGACGCGAAGAAGAAGAAGGAGCCCGGUGGCGGCGGGCUGCGGGCGCUGCAGCCGAACAUGGGCUUCGUCCACGCCUUCGCGCUGCUCGCGGCCCAGGACGACGAGCCGACGCUCGCGCUCGUCGGCGCGCUCUUCGCGGCGGUCGCGGACCGGUCCUGCGGGCGGCGCGUGCUCGUGGAGGCGAAGAACAAGGUGCUCCACGGCAUGUACACGCUCCUCCGCUCGCGGACGCGGUCGACGCGGCUCACGGCGGGGCUCGCGGUGUGCUCGCUGCUGACGCACGGCGAGUCGGCGCCCGAGGCCGUGCGGACGGGCGGGCUCAACGUCGUCAAGGUGCUGGCCAUCCAGGGCGACGACGACGCGGCGCUGGCGUCGGCCCACGCCCUCGCCGCGCUGGGCGCGCGCGGCGACCCCUACGAGAUCCGGCGCCUCGUCAACGACGGCGUCGCGCCCGUGCCCGUGCACCUCAUCAUGUCGCACGGCGCGGACGUGGCCAUGGUCGCCGUGCGCGCGAUCACGUGCCUGGCCAUCCACGAGGAGCUGCGGGCGCCCCUGGUCAAGGCCGGCGCGGCGACGGCGCUCGUGUCCGUGUGCCUCCGGGACGCGGCGACGCGCGACGAGCUCGCGGACGCGCUCGCGCGCGGGCUGCUCUACCUCGCGUCGUCCCACGACGAGGUGCCGGCCAUCGUGUCCCAGCGCGCCGUCACGGCGCUGGUGAUCUUAGGCCGCCACGUCGCGGGCCGGCGGCGCAACGGGAGCCUGCCGGAGCUCUUCCGCGACGUGCCGCGCAUGUGCGUCGCCGCGAUCCAGCAGUUCACGUUCUGCGACGAGGUCCAGCCGGAGAUCGUCGGCGACGGCGGCGCCAUGCUCGUCGUGGAGCAGAUCUGCGGCGAGGGCGUCACGGCGGCGGAGCGGGCGCCCGUGGCGCCGGACGCGGCCGUCGCGCUCGCGAACCUCGCGCGGACGGAGCGGCUCGCGACGGACCUGCUCGAGGACGGCGCGGGCGAGGCGGCGCUCGUGCUGACGGGCGAGCCGGGCGUCGCCGACGACCGCCACGGCACCUGGCGCAUCCUGACGACGCUGUUCCACCUGACGCUGUACUCGGCGCGGCACCGCGAGCAGCUCAUCGCCGACGGCGCGGUCGCGCGCGUCGCCGCGCUCGUCCCCGCGUGCCGGGGCCCCGCGCGCCAGUGCGCCGCCGCGGCGCUGUGCAACCUGAGCUUCUGCAAGGCGGCGAACGCGCGCGAGGCCAUGGUGGAGCAGGGCGCGGUGCACGCGCUCGUCCACAUGGCGGAGCACUUCUCGAACGAGACGACGCAGAACUGGUGCUCCGUGGCGCUGAGCAACCUGAGCAGCCACACGGACGUGCAGCCCGGCGACGUCGCGGCGCUGCUGGGCAUCACCUUCGGCCCCGCGGAGGACGGCGGCAUCCCCAUCGCGUCGCUCGCGACCGCGUCGGCCGCGUCCGCGGCCGCGAGCCCGUCGAAGCGGCAGCUCAAGCGCGAGGGCGACGCGCUGGAGCCGGGCCACGAGUCCCACGGCGGCCACGGGUUGGACCACCACGGGCUGCUGGGCGAGGGCGGCGGUGACCACGGGCUGCUGGGCGACGGCCUCGAGAUCGCGGGCCUCGAGGGCGAGGACGCGUCGCUCGCGUCGUCCGUGACGAUCCAGCCCAAGGCCGUGACGCGCGCCAUGUCCGGCAAGGUGCGCACGAUCCUCGGCGCGUCGGGCAUGGGCAAGCACGCGAGCGUCGCCGAGCUGCUGAAGAUCCCCGAGGACGACGGCAACCUGCUCCGCCAGCGGCCGCCGGAGCCGGACUGGUUCUCCGUGAGCCGCGAGCACCACGAGGCCUUCGCGACGCAGGCCCUGCGAAAGAUGGCCUCCAAGGCCUGCGCGGACACGCUCCCGCCGCGGCGGUCCGCGGGCCUCGCGGAGCAGGAGCGCGGCAACACGAUGCUCGAGAACGUGACGCCCCCGGCGCUCGUGGAGACGUUCAUGGACGUCGCGGUCCAGCAGGACACGAUCGGCGGCGACGACGCCUUCGCCGCCGACGACAUCAUCCCCAUCGCCUUCCCCAAGCUCCCCGAGCGGCCCGACCUCGCGCCGCCGGCCGUCCGCGUCGACGAGCACCAGCGCAUCCUCAACCUCGCGUCCGAGUCGGGCCACGACGUCGACACGAGCCACAAGAAGCACAAGAAGCACGGCCACCACCACGACCACGACGACUCCAUGGCGUCGACGCCCCCGCCGGGGUCCGCGGACUCGAGCCACCCGCCGCGCUCCGCCGAGUCGACGUGA
This is a messenger RNA of Aureococcus anophagefferens, 5535 nucleotides long. RefSeq lists its product as hypothetical. The transcript is spliced from 2 exons. Gene Ontology annotation, molecular function: protein-membrane adaptor activity; protein binding. Gene Ontology annotation, biological process: nucleus-vacuole junction assembly. The record is from RefSeq and is a predicted model, not a curated record. NCBI's taxonomy places the organism in Eukaryota, Pelagophyceae, Pelagomonadales, Pelagomonadaceae. Bases 187 to 5535 code for a protein of 1782 amino acids.